Molecule: messenger RNA, 5085 nt
Organism: Xyrichtys novacula (pearly razorfish)
Lineage: Eukaryota; Metazoa; Chordata; Actinopteri; Labriformes; Labridae
Source: the annotation of a GenBank genome assembly
GUCUCCAUUUCGUUGUCCUAGUGCCACGUACAGAAAAAGUCCCCGAAGAAGAAGAGGACGGCGAAGUUGCUGCUGCUGCUGCUGAGGGAAGCCGACACCGCGACAGCAGAUUUUAUCGACCUUUUCGGAGACUCCUUCUCAGAGGCCUGGGGCUCCCCCGCACGACCGGCCUCGCGGAAUGGGAAACCUGCUGUUCACCACCGGGUAAAAAGAUGAUGUCUGAGCUGUCAUGUAGCGGGGUGUGUUGGUGGGUGUAACGUGUCCCAGGGAACUUGAAUUAACACGAAAAAAGGUUGUGUGAUGCUGUGCGUCAUCCCCCAGAGAGCCGGCAACGGUGUGGUUUGACGGUAAUCACAAUUUAAAGGGACACUCGUUUUUUUUUUCCUGCCGCAACAUGCUUGUUAUUAUGGUCUUGAAUUUUUCCAUAAGCGAGAAUUAUUUAUUUAUUUAAAAAAAUCUUUGUCUUGAAGGUAUGGUAAUUGAAUAUUCCUGUUACAUCGUUGUUACUGAGGAAAAUCAUAAUUUUAUAGGGUCCCUAUUUGAUUUCACAAAAAAUAGAUUUCAUAGGACAUAUCUGUCUUUAAUUCAAUGUAGGGGAGAGUGGGGUAAGUUGAGCCACCCCAUGUUGCUUGGAAAUGUUAAAAGAAAUUGAUCAUAUGACCGCAUAUUUAGAAAAUGGGCAUCAAUUCAUGGAGUCAGUGAAGGUUAGAAAGCACAUGGGUGAAGGAGUUAGACAUUUAUUAAAAAAAAAAAAAAACAUUUUUCACUCUUGAAAGUGAAUUUAGUCUGUCAUGAGUUUUAGUAGAACUGUCUUCAGACCAAAAAAAUAUAAUUUUAAAUUUGUUCUAUACAUCGAUUGUGGUAUCUAUGAGCUAAAACAUGAGGUCAAAAACCUAGCAUAAAAGUCCACCAUUUUAGCUUAGAGGACUAAUAAAGUGAUAACAGUAGUUCUGGGGUAAGUUGAGCAAGUGACUCAACUGAGAAAGUAAAGGAGUCUGACGAGAGGAUCAGAGUUUCAGUUUAGGUUGUUGAAAUGUGUUACUUUUUCUUUUUUAAAAUGCAAUAAUAAUAAAAAUCAUUAUUGUACCAGUUAAAUAGUGUAUAAUAGAUAAAAAUACACAUGAAUAUGAAGAAUACGGCUCAACUUACCCUGCUCCUAUGGUCAACUUACCCCAUACACGGGGUAAGUUGACCAUAGGAGACCACUUUUUUUUAGCUAUAUUACCAAGACAGUUAUGUUUACACUCAUUCUGUUGGUUUGCAGGGAUGCACAACAUCUUGAAAUAUAUGCAGAUACACUAGUUGGAGACAAAACUGUGAUCGCCUUGAUGUAGUGAUCUGAAAUAUGAAAAAUGGCUCAUCUUACCCCACCCUACCCCACUGAUACUGUGAAAUCUAAAAAUACCUGCAACACCAAAGCCAUUUUGGCUCUAAGAGGAAGUGUCAUGAAUUCCUUGGUUAUCAUCACUGUCCAUGUUAAUCCUCUGUAAGAUCAUGAGAAUGACGACUUGUUUUAUCUGACAUUUGUUUUUUCUUUUGUUCCAGCAUCUUCAGGCCUGAUUUGACCACAUCAGUAAAUGACAUAAAUGGAGGGAUGUUUGCAACUCGCAGAAUCAGAAGCCGCAUAACUUAUUACUAUGCUGCCUCUUCAGGGGGAGAAGUUAAGAGAUGCCCUAACAAAGACUCUCAUACCUCCCCUGUCCUUUCCCCCACCUCACCCCUCAGCAUGUCCCCCCACCAAGAGCCAUCGUCCUCUCCGCUGCUCUCAGAUUCACCUUCACACACACCUGUUUCCUCCCAUGACCGAUCAGAAUCUGCGGCCUCUCCCCGUCCCCUUCUUCUGUUCUUCUCCUGGCUCGGUGCCCAGCCGGGGGCUGUGGCCAAAUACAGGGACCUCUACCUGCAGCGAGGCAUGGAUGUCCUCCUGGUCCAGAGCAGUGUCAUGCACUUCCUGUGGCCUCGAUGGGGGCUUGAAUAUGGGUCAGAAGUUUUAAAGGUGUUAGAGGAGCCUCAGUUCUUAGACAGGCCGGUGCUGGUCCACUCGGCCUCUAUCGGUGGCUACACUUUCACCCAGAUACUUACCCACAUCUCCCAGGAACCGGAAAAACAUGCAGGCCUGGCCCAGAGGGUGAUAGGACACAUCUAUGACAGCUUGGUGGUUGGGACUCUUGAGCACAUGGCAGUAGGUGAGUGACAGUGAUCCAGCUCGAGUUACUUUUGUAUCUGUGUGUGUCAGAGCUUUAAAUAAUUCAUCAGCCAGCUGACCCACCGCCCCAGUUUGUCCAGAGUCCAGAGAUUGUUUGUUGCAGCUUGCUUUUAAUCAGUACCGUACUUCUCAUUUCAUUAUUAAGUAUUUGUUUUAUCUCUUUUAUGUUUUUUGAAUAACUUUUUAUGCACAUUAUGUUCCAAAAUAGCUAGAAAUGCCCAUACCAGUUUCUGAUGUCAGUGUUUCCAAUUGCAGAUGUUGUUAGAUUGAAACAUGUCAGAAAAUUCAACCUUUUCAGUAUAUUUGAGUAAAAGGAAAAAAGCACCCGAUCAAAAGCACCAACCAGUACACUGGCAUUUUUCCUAAUGAAUGACUGCAAUAAGUAUUCAAGAAAUGUAAUUUUCUAGCAUUUACAUAAUUUAAUCUAAACGUUACUUUCCUUCUUGACAUUAAUGUUGGAAAACUUUUCAAAAUUAUUCAACUCAAAUUGAUGUCCACACAAAUUUUGUGUAAGUCACAAAUUCAGAGAUGUCAAAUAUUGUGUCACAUAAAAGAAUCUGGAGAAUGUGGAGCUAUGAAAAUCUUUGUUAGAAUAUUAAUCAAGGAUAUAUCCAUUUUAUAAUAACUCUAUUUUUCACGUAGCUGCCAAUUAUGCUUUCUAUUUAAAAUGACUUAAAGUGAUUGUUGCAGAUCUGUGAUCAACCUUUUGAUUUACUGUUAAACACAGCAGCAUUUCAACAUAUUUUUCUCAGUAAUACUUUUCUUCUUCUAUGGUUACUUCAUAUAAUGAUUAUCAUGUUGAAAGCUAAUUUUGCAUGAUUCUACUUCUGAUUUUAAUUUGAAAGAAAAAAGAUCUAAAGUGCUGAAUAAAUAAAAAUGGGGCUCUCUGUGGAUUUAGUCAAAGCAUCACUUAUUAAAUUCACGGCUGUCAGAUAGUUUGUAUAUCCUGCAUUUUAAAAUGGGAACAAUAGUUCCAAAGUUGAAACAGUUCUCUCAAAAACACUGAAAAUGGAAAAAAGGACAGUCUAAAUAUGUGAACUUUUCAACCAAGAAGUAUUAGGUAAGAGUAGCAGACUCAAAGUCAUUAAAUCUUAUUCAGCAGAUAGUUCAGACUGUUUGUAUGAGACAAGAUGCGGAAAAAAAAAUGCCGCACUAUCGCAGGACGGGAAAACGUCGCUUAUGUGAAGGCUUGUAUUGACAGGAUACGGGUUCGAAAAAAAAUAUUGACGUCCAAAAUAAUCGCACGAAAAAAAAUGCUCCCGGUGUGAAAGGAGCUUAAAUGUUCAAUUGACUCGUGCCACAAAGAGGCACAGGCUUGGAUUGAUGUCGCUUGUCUAGACAUGUCUAAUUAUCUCUCAGAGAGCUGCAAACAGCUGCUCCUUUUUUGUAUAUCAUCCGCUUUAUGAAGUGUGGCAACAAGUGUAAAAGAUCACUCCUUCUGGUGUGAUAUCUCUUGAUUUACUCCAUGUUUUGUCGUCAUUCAGGUCUUGGCAAAACUUUGGUGCCACGUUUAGAGCGCCUCAUCAAAAAUGCCGCCAUGCUCUACUUCUGGCUCUUCAAAAGCCACACAGCAGACUUCUACCACAGCAGCAUCAAAGUUUUCCACAACAGCCCGAUUACCGCACCGGCCCUCUUCUUCUUCAGUGAGAAUGACGCCCUAUGCAACCCGGUCGCCAUGGAAAACUGUAUCAACCUCUGGAGGAAGAGGGGUGUGACUGUGGAGAGCAAGAAGUGGAAGGAGUCCGUACAUGCAGCCCAUAUGCGAUGUCACCCUGAAGACUACUUAUCUACGCUACAAAAAUACUUGAAUUCACUGAAAACUUUGUCCAUCAAAGCAAAAAUGUAAAUUUUUAAAGGCGUGAAAGCCAAGUUGCACUGAAUUGUUAACUUAUAUGUUCGUUUUGAAGAGAAAAACAUUGAUUAUUUAAACCCACAACUUUUGAAUUUAGAACAAUGUAAUUUAACUCAGACUUUCUCUCCUUUUAUGCAUUAUUUAUUUGCCUUGUUUUGAUUGUAACCAACAUUAUGGUUUAAGUUAAGUUAAAUUUAUUUAUUCAAUUACUGCGGAAGUACUAUCCUGUGAUGCUUGUUUUGCACAGGAAAUGUUAGUAAGUGUUUUGCACGAGAUACUAGAACUCUCUAGUAAAACAGAGGCUUCUGAAAAAUAAAAUUUUAAGACCUCCAAUGAUAAUUCCAAAACGUCUUUUCUCUUUGUUUGAGAAGUUAUGCACAAAUGUAUUGAGGGUGAACAGGUGAGGAAGAAAGCUGUUUCAGUAUGCAUAAAAUAGGGAACCAAAUUGAGCAGGAAGUAAACAUGGCAGACAGAGAAACAUGUGAGUGGGGCAAAACGGGGAAAGUAUUUUUUUUCCACAAACAUGGGGAAAUUAUUCCCCCGUGUUUGUGAAAAAAACGAAGCAGCCCCCAGGAACCGUCUUGUGUGCAAACUGUUUAUUAUUUUAGGGUGUUUAGUGUUGUUACAAAAUGGCACCAUCUGCUGGCAUAUUUGUUAGUUUCACCCUUAAGCAACAGAGGUGAAACUCCAAACUAAGCCCAGUAUAAAAUGGGAACUAUUGUAUAAAACAAUAAUGAAAAAUAUUUUUAAGUAUGACUAAUAAUCUCUUACCAAAAAGUGAAAAUAAUUAAGGUGUGUUUAAAGACUCCAAUUUUUCUACUUGGAGCAUCUAGAAAGACUAAAUGUGUAUUAUUGAAACCAUAAACUCGGUUUUAGCCGUUGGUCUGCUUUUUAAAAAAUAUUAGCAACACCAAAAUGCCAUCUAUACUUAUAAUGUCAUUGUAUUUCAACUUGGUAUAAAAUAAGAUUUGUUUCUAUCCACACACCCAGUAUUGAGGUUGUAUUAAAGAUGUGGCCCAUAGCAGAA